Messenger RNA from Melitaea cinxia (Glanville fritillary), 1267 nucleotides. RefSeq lists its product as uncharacterized. The transcript has 2 exons. Gene Ontology annotation, cellular component: nucleus; transcription regulator complex. The record is from RefSeq and is a predicted model, not a curated record. Gene Ontology annotation, biological process: regulation of transcription by RNA polymerase II. The coding region runs from base 296 to 1126 and encodes 276 amino acids. Lineage: Eukaryota; Metazoa; Arthropoda; Insecta; Lepidoptera; Nymphalidae. Gene Ontology annotation, molecular function: DNA binding.
GUUUAGUACGCCCUUCCAUAUAUUUCAAAUGGAGUGUUCACAGUUUGCUAGUUUUGCGCUCACUGUACGCAGUUUGCAGCGUUACGCGCGCCGACUAUCUUAGUGAGCGGCCGACUCCCACCAAAACCGGUUCCAGUCGGCGGCGGCGAUUGGUUGUUCGCCGUGCGUAGUGACUCAGUUUGCCGCAAACUGAUUAUUCGGAUAGUUGGAAAAAAGCUAUCAUCGUGUUAGGACGUGUUUUUUUGCAUCGCACCUAACUAAUCUCAACGCACACACACAUCACUGAAAAUCCAAGAUGUCUUUUGAUACGGAAAGGUUCAUUAGUGAAAUACAGAAUAGACCAUGCAUAUGGAACAUGUCGAGUGAAGAAUACAGCAACAGAGUAUUAAAGCAGAGCAAUUGGAAUGAAGUCGCUGAUAUUAUAUACGAUGAUUGGCAAAACUUAGAAGAAAACACUAAACAAAAAAGAAUAAAAGACCUACAAAAAAAAUGGAAGGGUUUGCGCGACUAUCACACCAGAGAAAAAAAUAAGGAUUCCUCAGUCAAAAGCGGAAGUGGGGCAACAAAAAAACGCAAGACACCAUACUUGGACAUGUUACACUUUUUAAAUGUUUCUAGAGCUAGUAACCAGACAUCUGGCAAUAUUAGCGCCGAGACAUCUAGCGACAGUAGCGCUAUUUUAGAUGAAAAUGAUUCUACUGACUCGGUAGUUAAUGUCAGUAGACCAAAAAAGAUGACUGUGUUUCAAGAAGCACUAAUUAACUCGAUGGAAAAAAAAAGAGAAAACGAUCCAGAUAUGAACUUUCUAUUAAAUAUUUUACCGGAAAUGAAGACAAUGUCCCCAACACAGAAUUUUGAAUUUCGGUUCGAAGUGAUGAAAAUUAUUAAAAAUAUAAAAUAUAGUGUACAUAAUAAUUAUGACAGUGGUAUGAUGCAAAGUGGAUGGACGAAUGCCUACCAGUACCCACAUCAGUUUGGCUAUGCGAGUGGAAGCAGCAGUACACCAAAUGUGCAAAACUACCCUCGAAACAGUCCAUCACAUAGCUCUACAGGUUCUUCAGCGGAAGUAGAAGACAUAGAAGCAAUAUUGCGAAGCGAUUCAAACCACAUUGAAGAUGAGGAAUGACUGGUUACCAACUUAAUGUUACCAUAUUUGUUCCUAAUUCAAUUUAAUCAUACAGUAAUUUUGAAAAGUGAUUGUUAAAUUAAAAACUAUAAAUGCGAAAGUGAUUUUGUAUUAAAAUAAAAAUAACAUAUUUUUUUAAAA